Cuscuta epithymum is the source of this 836-nucleotide messenger RNA. The record is from the annotation of a GenBank genome assembly. NCBI's taxonomy places the organism in Eukaryota, Viridiplantae, Streptophyta, Magnoliopsida, Solanales, Convolvulaceae.
CUAAAGUGAGCAUAAAAAUCUCUUUGGGAAUUUUUCUUAUAGCGGUCGUCUCCCUAGGUAUCUAGGGUUUGCUUUUCUUGCGCCGUUCUUCCUUCUCGAUCGUGGAGGGAAGGGUCGUGCCUUGGCUUGUGUUCGUUUGAGGCAGAAUUCUGCCUGGGUUUUUUUAGCACUGCUUCUUCGGCCUUGGUGGAAGCAAUACAUAUCUUUGCUUUGGAUUUAGUUUGAAUUGCACGCAGUUCUAAGUAGUUUACAUCCAAGAUAUAUUCAAUACUGGAUCGCUGCCUUUACUCGGGUCAUGGCUCUCUCGGUUGUGCUACCGGUUUCGGGUGGGGAAAUUCCAUCAAGCGGGGAUUCCGGGUUCACUCGUGCUGUAAUCGCAAGGGUUAAGGAGAUGCCUUUGAUUUUUGUGAUGGUGGGUUUGAAAGGAAUUUUUCAAGAUGAAGAUUUGGUUAUCCGUCCCCCUCCUGAGCCACCGCCGAGGAGGACUUGCUGGGUGGUGGUGAAGAAGAAAACUAGUUUUGGUGUUUUUUUUGUUUAUCUGUUUUGGUUAUUUUAUAUUUGGAUGUAUUGUUUUUUUUCCUUUAAUUUUGGUACUUUCUUUCAUUGUAAGACUCUUGCAUUAAGGUGGAGGGAUAAAGAAUCUGCGGUAACCGUCAUUCGCUCUAAAUUGCCCAAAUUUGGUCUAGCGAGUUAUACUGCUUCUUUACAGGUGGUUAGCUCUCAGUCUCGGCCACGGGCGGAUGGUUAUCUGUGGUUUUUUUCUAGUUCUGUACUCUUGCUGAAUGCUACUUUUAUGAAUUAAUGUCUUCUUCGAGCAAAAAAAAAUCUCAAGAAAC